Messenger RNA from Myxocyprinus asiaticus (Chinese sucker), 2470 nucleotides. Its product is annotated as 5-hydroxytryptamine receptor 4-like. The coding region runs from base 304 to 1458 and encodes 384 amino acids. Gene Ontology annotation, molecular function: G protein-coupled serotonin receptor activity. Gene Ontology annotation, biological process: chemical synaptic transmission; adenylate cyclase-activating adrenergic receptor signaling pathway; regulation of appetite. Lineage: Eukaryota; Metazoa; Chordata; Actinopteri; Cypriniformes; Catostomidae. The transcript has 8 exons. Gene Ontology annotation, cellular component: plasma membrane. The record is from RefSeq and is a predicted model, not a curated record.
GACUUGAGACUUCAGUUUGCGUUUCUCUGUGGAAAUCGAAAGGCGCUGGCGCUCGUUUCUGCAGGACUGACCGUUGAGCCACGAAGGUGGCCGUGCGCGUAUCGUAUCUAGUUUGCUCUGACAUAACCGUCGCUUGCAACUCACACAUGACCGUGGGCAUUCGGUAAACCCGGGGAAUCCUAGAAGUUGUACGUUUCUUUCCAAGCGUGUGAAUGACGUGAAUUUCCACAGGAUUUAAAGCCGUGCCAUGGUUUUGACCCGCGCGCUCCACACAGAAAUGGGUCGAUUUGCAUCUAUGGGCACAUGAAUCUGAGUUCCACCGGCCAGAUGCCUGAGAUGGAGGAAGUAGAUACCAAUGAGAGCAACUGGUUGGUGAAGAGGGUUGCUCUUAUCAGCUUCCUGUCACUGGUCAUGCUCAUGAGUGUCCUGGGCAACCUGCUGGUUAUGGUGGCCGUCUGCAAGGACCGGCAGCUCAGGAAAAUCAAAACCAACUACUUCAUCGUCUCACUGGCAUUCGCUGACCUGCUGGUGUCAGUGCUGGUGAUGCCGUUUGGUGCCAUAGAACUGAUCCAUCAGAACUGGAUCUAUGGUGAGACCUUCUGCCUGGUCCGCACCUCUCUGGAUGUGCUACUGACCACUGCCUCCAUCCUACACCUGUGCUGCAUAUCCCUAGACAGGUACUAUGCCAUCUGUUGCCAGCCACUAGUCUACAGGAAUAAGAUGACACCACUGAGAGUGGCUCUAAUGAUCGGUGGAUGCUGGAUAAUCCCAACCGUUAUUUCCUUCUUACCCAUAAUGCAAGGCUGGAACAGUAUUGGAAUAAAUGAUUUGAUAGAGAAACGGAAGAUUUCUGGCAACUCCACAGUAUGUGUCUUCAUGGUGAACAAGCCAUACGCGCUGACCUGCUCAGUUGUGGCCUUCUACUUACCACUCAUCCUGAUGGUGUUGGCCUACCAGCGCAUCUAUGUCACGGCACGGGAACAUGCCCGGCAGAUCAACAUGCUGCAGCGGGCUGGAGGAGCGGGGAACGCGGCCUCUGACAGCGCGGACCACCAACGCAACCACCGAAUGCGCAUAGAGACUAAGGCAGCCAAGACUCUGUGCAUUAUUAUGGGCUGCUUCUGCCUCUGCUGGGCACCUUUUUUCAUCACAAAUGUGGUGGAUCCCUUCAUAGACUACAGUGUCCCUGAGCAGCUGUGGGCGGCCUGUCUCUGGCUGGGCUACAUUAACUCCAUGCUCAACCCCAUCCUCUAUGCCUUCCUCAAUAAGUCCUUCCGUCGUGCCUUCCUCAUCAUUCUCUGCUGUGGACACAAGCGUUACCGUCGACCUUCCGUCCUGGGGCCUGGAACACCCUGUGUGGCCACACAGAUCAACGGCUCUACACACGUCCUGAAUGGCUGCUCCUCUGCCUCCAAACUGCUUCUCUGGUUCUGCAACACUAGACCUGUUCCUGUCUAGUUCUGUAUAGGGAGUUCUCAAGUAUUCAGUUCUUCACAAUGGAAACCACACUGAACAUGAGAAACUGUCAGUACAGAAUGAUACAGAGUCCCAGGAGUCAUGUUUCUGACACAAGUCACCCUCUAAUGAGGACCAUCACUGGAAGGUGCCAUUCCAUACCACCCUGCCUGCAGCUCAAACCUGACCCGAGCAUUUCAGGACUUACAUUCUGGGAGGCAGACUAAAGUAUUUGCUCAAAGAGCUGGUGAACAAUAAAGGAAAGAACAAUGUUGCCAAAGGUAUUUGGUCUAUAUUUUAGGAUAUGAGUAUUUCCAUUGUAAAGGAAUGGUGGUGAAAAAUUCCACAAUAUGUUUUUCUUCUUUUUUUUUUAUUGGUUCCCCUGGGAAUGCAAUUUCCAAACCCAAAACAUCUUACAAGCUUUAUCUGGAGAGGCUUUCAUUAGAUCCAGAGUCAGGAUCGCACUUUCUGAAAGGUACUGCAGAAAAAAUGACACUUUGUUCAGAAGAUCCAGAUUAGUUUUAUUCUUUAAAUAAAAGAUAGUUAAGACUCAAAAACAUUCACACCACAGUAUUAAGAGGUACAGCUGGGAGCACUGUUAAGGGAUUGGUUUUUCUUUUCAUCUUUUCAGCUAUGAAAUCUCAGACCAACAGUUGAUGCUUUAAAACAAUAUGGAAUUUCAAUUGAAUUUAAAAUUUUAAAGUAAAAAGAAAGGCCUUUAAUGAAAGAAAAUAAUUUAAUUGUGAGAUCAAAGAAUAAAUCAUCAAAUUUCUGUAUGUUGGUGGGGAGAGAUCUUUCCAGUGUCUGCGUACACACUUGUAUGACAAGGAAUGCAGCAGAAAUUAUGCCUUUUGGUGAAUACAAUUUAUUCCAAAGAUGCACCACCAAAUUAUUUUAUAAAAACAUAAUGUUAAGUAUAUUUUAGUUUUAGACACAGAUGCAUCAUCCUUAUACCUAGGAUUUUGGCAAGAUAACACAUUUUUCUUCUAGCCAUGAAAAUUGAUUAUAUAUAUAU